Messenger RNA from Beta vulgaris subsp. vulgaris (sugar beet), 984 nucleotides. Its product is annotated as protein DOWNY MILDEW RESISTANCE 6-like. The transcript is spliced from 6 exons. The record is from RefSeq and is a predicted model, not a curated record. Bases 1 to 984 code for a protein of 327 amino acids. NCBI's taxonomy places the organism in Eukaryota, Viridiplantae, Streptophyta, Magnoliopsida, Caryophyllales, Amaranthaceae.
AUGGUGAACCUCCUCUCAGACUGCAGUUUUGCAAAUGGCGAAACUCCAGAAAACUAUGUGUUUCCACCAAAAAGCAGACCAUGUAAGAAAGUGAAAGUGAAAGUGAAAAGGAAGAAUGAAGGAGUGGAGAGGAUAUAUCAUAUAUGGGAGAAUGGAGAUAACAAAGAACAAGGCCUUUCGGGGAAAGUUGAGAUUCCCAUCAUUGAUCUUUAUGAUGAAGAGAACUCAGUCAAGCAUAUUAUGAAGGCUAUUCAAGAUUUUGGAUUAUUUCAGGUAAUAAAUCAUGGAGUUUCUAAGGACUUAAUUGAUGAAGCAUUUGAUGUCUUCAAGGAAGUAUUCAAUUUGUCUCCAGAAGAAAAAUCAAAAAUAAACAUGAAAGAGGACCUAAAUGAAUUCUGCAGAAUGGAGAUAGUGGGAGCAUAUGCUACAGCAUUGAAGGACCUGGGUUCAAGGGUUCUAGGGUGCAUAUCACAAGGGAUUGGACUAGAAAAAGAUUACUUUGCAUGUGAGCUAAGUGAAGAUAACAUCUUGACCGUUAAUCACUACCCACCAUCCCCUAACCCAAGUUUAACUCUCGGAUUAACUAAGCAUACAGAUCCCAACCUUAUAACCAUACUUCAAGCCGUGCCGGUCGAAGUUCCUGGACUUGAACUCAUCAAGGAGGAGAAGUGGUUGAGUUUUGGUACUGCUCCUGAUGCAUUUAUGGUCUUUGUCGGCAAUCAACUAGAGGUUGUUAGUAAUGGGAAGCUGAAAGCUGCAGUGCACAGAGUGAUAAAUGCCAGUGAAGCACGAACGAGUGCUGCCUUCUUUAUUAAUCCAUCGAAGGAAUGCAUUGUGGAGCCAGCAACAGAGCUGCUUCAAGCAGAAAAUGAACCUCCACUUUAUAAGGCAUUCAAAUACAAGGACUUCUUUAAAGUUUACACAACUCACGAUGGGGAGAGACAUGCUAUACUAGAAGAUUUUGAUUUUAAAAUCAAAUCUUAA